Messenger RNA from Gracilinanus agilis (Agile Gracile Mouse Opossum), 3499 nucleotides. It is a transcript of the gene DNAAF5, whose product is annotated as dynein axonemal assembly factor 5. Gene Ontology annotation, molecular function: dynein intermediate chain binding. The transcript has 13 exons. Lineage: Eukaryota; Metazoa; Chordata; Mammalia; Didelphimorphia; Didelphidae. Gene Ontology annotation, cellular component: cytoplasm. Bases 1 to 2562 code for a protein of 853 amino acids. The record is from RefSeq and is a predicted model, not a curated record. Gene Ontology annotation, biological process: inner dynein arm assembly; outer dynein arm assembly; cilium movement.
AUGGCGGCGUUGGUGACCGAGGCCCGUGUGCUUGAGGGUCCCGGCGCCUCCGGGGAUAGGCGCCCGGCUCAGGAGCUGAGUCAGGCGGUGAGCCGCCUGCUGCCGGGCUUAGAAGCCGAGAGCAAGUUGAGCCGGCGCCGGGCCCUGGAGGGUCUUCAGCGUGAGCUCGAAGAAGGAGCCCCGCUGCCUCCCAGUGCCGACUUCCAGGAGCUCUUUGGCCGCUUGCUGCUGUCACGCCUGCUCCGGUGCCUGGGAGACCCUGCUGAGAAGUGCCGGGCCCUGGCCGUGCAGCUCCUCCGCCUGGGCCUGAGCCACGGGGCCCGGCCCCAGGACGCGCUGCCGCAGCUUAUUCCCGCUCUCACGCAGCGCCUGGCCGGCCUAGGCUCCGGGCAGCUGGUGGAACCCUGCGAGGAGCUGCGCCUGGCGCUGGUGGAGCUGCUGAGCCUCGUGGUUCAGCUGUGUGGCCGCGGCCUGGCCCCGUACUUGGACGAGAUGGUGCGCAUCCUGCAGAAGACCAUCGUGGACCCCUUCCCGGAUGUCAAGAGGGAGAGCUGCAAACUCGCGGGGGACUACGCGCAGAGCAUCCCAGAUCAUUUCCAUAUGCAGUCAGAGUCUUUAAUCGCUCCUCUCAUGCAAACGAUUUCUCACCAGCACUCCAAGGUCCGAGUGGCUGUGAUUCAGGCCACGGGGUUGGUGAUACAGUUUGGGAAUGCCAAGUCAGUGGAUGAUGUUAUUUCUCAUUUUGCACAAAGGCUAUUUGAUGAUGUCUCCCAGGUUCGAUAUGCUGUGACCUCUGUUGUUGGAAACUGGCUAUUACAUUUAAGAGACAGAUAUUCAUUCUUUCAUAAGCUAAUUCCAUUAUUAUUAAGCAGCUUUGAUGAUGAAAUACCUGAAGUCACGGAGUUGGCUGUCAGCCUCUGGGAGAAGAUAGGCCUACAGUGGCAAAAAGAAAAUGAGGAUGAUCUGAAGGAUAAGCUUGAUUUUGCUUCUCCCCCACCAUCUCAUUACCCUAAAGGAGUGACUCGUCCAGUAUUGGGAUGUCGGGAACUUAUUUUCAGAAACCUCUCCAAAAUUCUCCCAGCCAUCUGUAAUGAUAUAACAGAUUGGGUUGUAGGAAACAGAGUAAAAUCAGCUCAGCUGCUGGCUGUAUUAUUACUCCAUGCAGAAGAUCACAUUACCCAGCACUUAGAAGUGGUGCUCAGAACCCUCUACCAGGCCUGCUCAGAUGACGAAAAGUCUGUGGUUAGCAAUUGUAUAAAAUCAGCAGAAUUGGUUGGAACAUUUGUCAACCCUGAGGUGUUUCUGAAGUUAAUCUUCCCAGCACUGAAAAAAUCAAUUCGUCCAUCUUGUCUUAUGGUCUUGGCUGCAGUUACUAGAGGCUGUUCAAGACAAUCCCUUAAACCUCAUCUAAAUAACAUUGCCAGCUUCCUGUCACAGACGCAGAUUUGUCAAGGCUCUGAAGAUAGCCAUUAUAUGGAGCAGUUGCUUUGUUGUGUACAAGCAUUAAUCCAGGUGGGUCAGGAAGAUUGCAAAGAAUCAAGUUUGCAGCUCAUGGAAGUUCUGGUGACAGUCAUGGCUGUCUCAGGUGCUGCAGGCCUUUCUGAAAAGGUUCAGGAGACAAUGAACUUAUUAGCUCAGAUGCAGAAAUAUGAUGGGACCCUGGAUCUCUAUCAACAGCAUAUGGACCACCUUAUGGAAUGGCUCACUUUAUCACAUCAGGACUGGAACUGUCAUUCAGUGGAAUUACUACAGUUUGAAGUAGUUGUCAUUCAUUCGGGUCCUGUAUUAGGUAAAGCUCUUAAUUACUUCAUUCCUAUCAUUAAGACAUGUCUUCAACCAACCAAAGAUCCACAAAUGCGCCUAAAACUCUUCACAGUCUUUUCGCAAGUGCUUCUAAAAGCAAAAGAUACUGUGAAUGCACACCAGGAGUUUCAUGACUACCUUGAGACAGUGAUAAAAGACAUAUUGGUUCCUAAUCUGGAGUGGCAUGCUGGAAGAACUGCAGGUGCCAUUCGCACUACAGCUGUAUCGUGCCUUUGGGCUCUUAUUCACAGUGAGAUACUUUCAUCAAAACAGAUAAUGGAAAUACAAGAAGUAUUGAUGCCUCAAAUUAUUAAUACACUGGAAGAAGAUUCUAAAAUGACUCGAUUAAUGUCAUGCCGUAUUAUUAACAUAUUUUUAAAGGCCUGUACUGACACAAUUGAUCCAGAUAAAUUCAUCAAGAUUUAUCCAGAACUCUUGAAACGUCUGGAUGACUCUUCAAAUGAAGUACGAAUUGCAGCUACAAGUUCCUUAAUUAGCUUGCUUAAAUGUAUCAAAAAUGAUGAUGAGAAAUCCUAUUUAAAAAGCAAUAUGCAAUUUCUUUACAAAGAACUGUUGGUCCACCUUGAUGACCCAGAUAGUACCAUUCAGGAUGCAGUAUUAGGAGUUUUAAAGGAAGGAAGUAUUCUAUUCCCAAACAUACUCAUGGAAGAAGUUGAAGCUGUUAAAUACAAACACCGAUCUCUAGUUUAUUGUGAACAGCUUUUGCAACACAUCCAGUCAACUAGAAGUGUCCUCUAAAUGCAAGAUUCUAGAAAUAAUGGAUUUAUUGCAAUUUUUUGAAUUGUAGGUUAGUGUCAGAUUUCUCCUUUUUUUGGACAUUAGUUGAAGGUACUUAAUUCUACAAGCAGAGCUAUUUUUUUACUAACAAUCCAGAGAAAGCAAGAAAUUAUAGUGUUAAAAAAAAAAAAAGUAUGUUCUCUCUCUCUUUUUUUGCACAUACAGUACUCUAGGAAAACACAUUCUCCUGUGAACUUCUUAAUAAUCUUUAAAAGCAAUACUAAUGUCCAUUAAGCUGAUUCUGUACUCAGGUAUAAUUUAUACAGUUUAUUCACAGGACUUUUAGUCUCUGGGUAAUUUGAAAUUAAAAUUAAAUGCAGUUAUCCACACUGACAGUAAAACCAACAUUAUUUUUAUGUUAAUAUGCAUUGGAUGCAUAUGUGAGAUAAUACUAUCAUACUGAUUAGAUUUAAAUGACCAGGAGUCUAAUUAUAAUUAAUUUUCUAUUCCAGUAAUUUAAUAAAGUAGCAAAACCAAGAAGAUUUGUAGCUAUUUCUUAGGUUCUGUGUCAUGUAACUAAUAGUUAAGGCCACACACUUUUAAAAAUACUUUUAUAUCAGAGAAUUGUCACAAGUAAAAUGUUCACCAUUUUCAACAGAUUAUAAUUUAAUAUGCAAGCAGUCAUUUUUGAAGAAAAAAUUAAUGUUUAGAUCGACAGUGUUGAAGUGUUAAAUAAAGGAUAAGAUAUAAUUUUAGUUGCUUUCUUAUAAAAAAUAAAAAAAUAAAUAAAUAUCUUUUAUUUUUAAAGCUAUCAGAUGUUUCACAAUGAUUAUUUCUUAGCACUUUCUUUUCCAAAGUGCCUUAUAGACUUACAUUUUCAAAUUUAUAUUGACCCAAGGAAAAGAUAAUACAUUUUUUCUGUCUAUUUUGCAAUAAUUUAUUAUACCAUUUAAAAUUU